Juglans regia (Persian walnut) is the source of this 2063-nucleotide messenger RNA. Its product is annotated as bZIP transcription factor 46-like. The record is from RefSeq and is a predicted model, not a curated record. The coding region runs from base 245 to 1492 and encodes 415 amino acids. Gene Ontology annotation, molecular function: DNA-binding transcription factor activity. The transcript is spliced from 5 exons. Lineage: Eukaryota; Viridiplantae; Streptophyta; Magnoliopsida; Fagales; Juglandaceae. Gene Ontology annotation, cellular component: nucleus. Gene Ontology annotation, biological process: positive regulation of DNA-templated transcription.
CUCCUUAAAUAACGACUCGGGUCGAGGCGGCAAAGACACCUGUCACUUCCACCACGCACCCCUAGCUCUGCUCUGGCUUCCCUCCGACACGAUUCUACAGCCGACUUCCGCUUAAAAAAAAAAAGAAGAAACCAAUACAAAGCCAACUGAAUAUUGCACUUGAUCUACUUCCAGAGGAUGCUAGAUAUUAAGACACUUGCAUAAGUUGAGCUGUUGCCACUGCUAGAAGUUUCUAAACAAAAAUAUGGGGUCUUAUGUGGAUUUGGAUUUCAAGAAAAUCGAUGAUGCAUCACCUGGGGAUGGAAGUAAUGAGAAGCCACAAGGAGAUUAUGCGUUGACUCAGCAGCCUUCUAUAUACUCCUUGACAUUUGAUGAGUUCCAGAACACCUUGGGUGACCAAGGAAAGGAUUUCGGAUCCAUGAAUAUGGAUGAACUUUUGAAAAAUAUAUGGACUGCUGAGGAGACUCAAGCCAUGACAUCUUUGGCUGGUGGAAGGGAUGGAAAUGUCCUGGGUGGGAAUUUGCAGAGGCAAGGAUCUUUGACAUUGCCAUGGACACUUGGUCAGAAAACUGUUGAUGAAGUUUGGAGAGACUUGAUUAGGGAAAGUAGUUGGUACGGUGCUCUAGAUGGGAGCGUCACUGGGGGAUCAAAUUUGCCGCAGAGGCAACAAACUCUGGGAGAGAUGACUUUAGAAGAGUUUUUGAUGAGAGCGGGAGCGCUGGGAGAAGAUAUCGAACUAACUAGAAGGCUUACUGGAUUCUAUGGUGAACUAUCUCAACCAAAUGAUAAUACCAGUUUAGCUUUUGAGUUUCAACAGCCAAGUCGAAGUAAUGGUGUCUUUGUCAAUCAGAUAACAGAGAACAAUAAUUCAAUUCCUACUCAACCUGCUAGUUUAGCACUGAAUGCAGGUCGAGUUAGGUCUCCUCGCCAACAAAUUCAGCAGCAGCAGCAACAACCACUCUUCCCCAAACCUUCGACUGUGCCUUUUGCCUCUCCCAUACAUCUAGUAAACAAUGCUCAGCUUGCUUGCCCGCAAAGUAGGAGUACAGUCGUUGGAGUUGCAAAGCCUACUGUGAAUACUGGUUUAGUCCAGAAUGGACGAAUUAGCAAGGUUGGUUUGGGUCCUGGGGCUAUCUCUAGUGUGGCUGGAUCCGCUGCAAGUCAGAUAUUAUCAAAUGUGAUUGCAAAGAAUGGUGUACAUACGGCUUCAUUGCCACCAGUUUCAUAUGUAUUUGGCCAGGAAAGGAGAUGCGGGGUUAAUGAGAAAGUAGUUGAGAGAAGGCAAAGGAGAAUGAUCAAGAACAGAGAGUCAGCUGCAAGAUCACGGGCUCGUAAGCAGGCAUAUACCUUGGAACUGGAAGCAGAAGUUGCAAAACUCAAAGAAAUGAACCAAGAAUUACAGGAAAAACAGGAAGAAAUUAUGGAGAUGCAGAAUAACCAGGUAGAUGUCCCCUUAGAUAUUUCUUAUAAGGUUAAGAAAUCUCAACUGUAGUCACUCAAGCCUGGAAAUAGCUGGUUAAAGGGGUUUCGGAAGAAGUUGCAGUCUCUUAUGCUCACACACGCCACACACAUGUACAGAGAAACACAUUAUUUUGAACUCAGUUCAGUUCUUUGUCGAUUUAACGAGUAGAGCAAGAUUUUAUAUAUCUUGUUCCUUUAAUAGGUUCUUGGUGUAAUCCGUAUAAAAGAAAGUGUUCUAACUCUAAACUAGAGAUUGAACAACUCCUUCUCUCUGUCUGUUGUGGCAGGUAUUAGAUCAAAUGAAUCAGCAGUGGGGAAGCAAAAGACAGUGCUUGAAAAGGACACUGACGGGCCCUUGGUAGUGAUGAUGAAUUCGAGGGUGCAUGGAUAUAAGUAGAACUAGUGCUUUGAGUACGCUGAUGUAGGUGUUGAUGCUAUCCCAUUCCAGGUCCUCAUACUACAGUUUAGUUUAGGUAUAUAGCUGUAUAUAGUAAGCAUUAUAAGAGAAGGAGCACAUACAGUUUUGAGUUGUAAAUUAUGAACUGAGAUAAAGAGUUUUAUCCUGUAAAAUUAUUAAAGCUUUUGUUGUUUGUGAUUUCUCA